GAUAUCUAAAUUUUUUAAUAAAUAUUGAAUAAAGAUUGAACUACUAAUUGUUAGAAAUUGUAUUUACCGCGGAAGUAAUCAAUGCGCCCUCAUAUUUUCUGGUAUAAUUAUUACUUUUUCUAUUGAUUAAUCAUCUUUAUCCAUUAUUCGAACGUGUCUAGUGUGUUUUCGUGUACACUUGGAUUAUUGUAAUAGUUGUUUAAAACAUGUACUGUGCUUUGGUAGUAUCAUUUAUUGAUCCUUUCGAUAAGUUAUGAGCUCAUUCAAGAUUAAUAUGUAAAAAGUUGAAGAAAUGAUGUAAAUAAAAUAAAACUAAAAAUUAACCUCAAAACUUGAGCUUAACGGACACUCCAAUAUAUCGAGAAAUUAAACGAAUUAAAUCAUAAAUUGGAAAUUAUAAUUGAAAGUGUAUUAAAUUGUAAUGAUUCAUGAUAUUACAGAAGUGGAACUCAAAUAAAAAAUGAUCAAAAAUAGGUUGAAUUGAUAAGAACGAAAAAGGACUUGCAUGGAUCCCAUUACCGCCAUCAAAGAACCAAAUGAAGAAAAGUAAAGUAUCAAGCAAUACAAAAAUUAAAUUAAGAAAACAAUUAAAGGGUAUACAUGAGUCAAAAGAUCCACCAAGAAAGGAAAAAAGAAAAGUAGUUAUGUACAAACAAGUUGUACAAUCCAACGAUAGAACCUAAUUAAAAUAUGAUGGAGCACGCAAAUAAUAAUGUAAUAAAUUAUAGAGCAAAAUAACUUAAAGGAACUAGUAUAUAAAUUUCAGAUUCUUUCUAUUGUUUUAUCAGAUUCAGUUUCUUUGAAGAGAGUUGCAAGAGGUUAAUCUAUAGUCGCUAUUGAAAGAGGAUCAAAAUUAUCUUUUGGAAUAUCAUGUUAAAAUAUGAAAAGACGAAGAGAGAAAAUGUUGAUAGAAAAAAAUUGAUCUGUACCAUGAUUGUACAGCUAAUCGACUAAAUGUUUUGGAGAGUAUCAUAUUGAUUAGUAACUCAUAAAGUUUUGUCGGAGCAUGUGAGACAGAAUCUGAUAAAUUUUCCUGUAGUUAAAUAGACUCGUAUAAUUGAAUUCAUAAAUUGUAAUCUUUGUCUUUUUUCUCCGUUUAAAAAAAAAAGCUAGGUAUGAAGGGUGUUAAGUAAAAUACUAAAACAAUUAAUUCUUUCAAGAAAUGUGUUACGUUUGUCUUACUUCCUUUUAUGGACUUUUUUAUUUAACUUUGCAAGACUUGCUACAUUUUGGAAUGAAAAUGAAAGCAUCCUGUUUCACUUUAAUUUAUAGAAAGAUGGUCAGAUUGGCCAGCUUUGUUUUUGUAAGUGCAACAUCUGGUCUGGACAAAUAAGAAAUAUUAAUCUUUCCCUAAUUUGUUUAAUGGAAAAUUUAAUAGACUGAAAGUUUAUUUAAAAACAGAAUAAACAAUAACAAGAACAAUAAUACCUACUUUUUGUUUUUAUUAUUUCUAAACUAAUUUAAUUAUAACUAUAUAUAAUAUAAAACUAAAUAAACUAUAUAUAAUAUAAAAUAAAAAUAAAUAAUAUAUAUACUAUAUAUAUUAUAAUUAAUUAUUUAUAGAUUGUAUAAUUAUAAAUGAAAUUAUAAAUGAUAUAUGAAAUAAGAUCUGAUAAGAAUGAUCAAAUAAGUCUACUGAAUAAAAUAAUAAUAAUAAUUUAUGAAACAUAAGAAAUGUUAGAUUGUUGCAACAACGUAUAUUGACUUUUUCAAAUGUUUAAUAUCCUGGGUAAUAACACUAACAAAUUAGAUCAUAUAUAAUAUACAGUAUUCAUUAUAUGUGGAUUUAUCCAGUCCAAGUAUUAAUCAUCACCUGUAUUAUAUAUCAGCAAUUGGGACCAGCUCCAUUUCCUGUUUUAAUUGCAUUUCUGUUUUCGAUUUCCCAUGAAGAUGAGUAUGUUUUUCUUAGAAAAAGAUUCUUCGUAUAUUAGUGAUAAGUUAACAGGCUUCUGUUAACAGACUUUUGCUUGCUCGCUCAGAUAGAACAUUGGUCGUAGUAUGAAUAAAUUUCGUUAGCAAUAAACUAUUCAGAUCUGCUAAUUGAACGUUCAUUUCCUUGCGAUGAUAAGAGUAAUUGAAAAAAGAAUAAACUUGAAUGGUGAAUAAAGACGCAGACCGAUCCUGUUGACAUAGCGAAGAUGAAAAUGACUAGAUUAACAGGUUGAAUGCCACGGGGGUCAUCGGUGACCGACACUUAACUUGGCUGUGACGCCAUGGGGGCAACCGGUGACCGGCGUGUCCAGAUUGAAAAAAAAUAAAAAAUUUAGACAAAUGACAAAACUUAUAAUUUUUUAUUAUUAUCAUCGUUAAUGUAGUAGUGUGAAGAAAUGAAUGCAGUAUAAAACAUCUGAAAGUAGUUUUGAUGUUAAGAUGUGUCGUAUUGAAACAUUCUAAAUAAAGAAAGGAUGAACCAGCAUAUUCUUUACAAUAUGUCAUGACUUUUUUGCUACAGUUUUUUGCAAUUAUUCUUCCUAGCUUCUUUGAAUUUUUUUGGUAACAAAUUUUUCAAAACUUCGCACCGUUCGAGCUUUUCCCGGCAUUGCUUUUAAUUCAUGUCAUGGUUUUCUCAGCAAGCUUUCACGUGGAGAAAUGGAAACUUCAGCAUCUUUAUCACAACAUUUUGUUAAAUACAAUACAACUUUCAUUCUGAAGUCGAAAAUUUGAAUAUCUUUUCUUGUUAUCUGACUGAAUAAUAUCAUUGAAUUUAUCAUACAUGUAUUCAAUAACAGUUCUGUUGCUAAUUUUCUAUACCACUUUAAAGUUUUGCGUAUUGGUGAAUUAUAAGCUAUCAUUUGGUCUGAUAAAUCGACUGAGGAUUUUCCUAGAUUAUAUUCCACAACCAUUUUUGGUUUUUCACACGAAUAAAAUUUCUUAUGUACAGUAGUCAUUUCUGCCGAAUGUUUCGUUAAAAGCAUUAAUACGUCUCUCUUGUCUUUCCAUUUUAAUAUUGUUAUUCUGGAUUUAUUUUCGCGAGCAAUGAGUUCUCCACGUUUUAAUUUUUUGGAUAUUACUUCUACUGACUUUCCACGUCGAUUUUUCCGUAGUGUACCCAUUAAAUGUGUAUUCUUUCCUAUUAACUUUUCUGCCAGAUCAACAUUCGUAUAUCAGUUGUCUGUGCAAACAGUAUGCCCUUUACCCAAUAUAUUAGCUGGACCGGAAAGUAAUGUCGUUUCUGCGCAUGUCGAUAUUUGAUUGUCAUUUGUCAGCUCAUUGUGUACUUCGAAGUCGUGUCAAAGACAUUUUAAAGUUAUUGUGACUUGUUCACUUCUAAAUAAUUAAAUAUUAGAUUUUUUUUUGCAAUUUCGGAUGAAAUGACCAGCCAAAUACCAAAAGAGCAUAUCCGACAUUGUAUGCUUUUUGAGUUUCGCAACGGUAGUAACGCAACAGUUGCGAUCAAAAACAUUUGCGAUGUUUAUCCAAGUGCAUUAGACGUUCGUAAAUGCCAGAGAUGGUUCUCUAAGUUCAGAUCCGGUAAUUUUGAUCUCUCUGACUCCUACCGAUCAGGAAGACCAACAACAUUAGACAUGCUAAGGGCAGAAGUGGAAGCAAAUCCAUGUCAGAUAAUCGAGAAACUCUCAAACACCUUUAACCAAUCUUGGUCGACCAUCCAAGAACAUUUGCAGCAGAUUGGAAAAAUAAGCAGAGCAGGUGUUUGGGUCCCCCAUAAUCUGUCCAAAGAGAACAAAGCCAACCGAUCCAUCACAAGCAACGUAUUGCUUCAACGGCACCAUACAGAACCGUUUUUUGAUCGCUUGAUCACUGGAGACGAAAAAUGGGUCCUAUAUAUCCAAAACGCAAAAGGCAUUGGCUCUCUCCAAAUGAAUCACCACGAAGUACUGCGAAGCCGGAUUUACAUCCCAAAAAGACGCUUCUGUGUGUUUGGUGGAGUAUACAUGGAAUUGUUCAUUUUGAAGUGCUGAAACCUGGACAAACUGUUAAUGUAGAUCUUUAUUGUGAACAAUUGGAUCGAGUGAACCAAUUUUUAAUCGAAAAGUAUCCGGCGAUUGUCAACAGAAAAGGCGUUAUUCUAUAACACGACAAUGAGAGACCGCACUGUGCAAGACGAACCUUGGAAAAAAUUAAUGAAUUGGGAUGGGAGGUACUGCCUCACCCACCAUACUCGCCCGAUAUCGCACUCUCGGAUUUCCAUUUAUUCCGAUCGCUACAACAUUUUCUUAGUGGCAAAAAAUUUGAAAAUUUGGAUGAUGUCCAAAAUGCCAUCUCGAGAUAUUUUACUCAAAAACCAAUUGAUUUUUAUUGGUCCGGCAUUGAAAAUUUGCACAUUAGAUGGCAAAAGGUUGUUGAUAACAAAGGUGAUUACAUUAUUGAUUAAAAAUAAAAACUUGUUAAAAAUUUAUUCGUUUGAAUUUAAUUUAAGAAAGCGACAUUACUUUCCGGUCCAUCUAAUAUCUUUGCAAAGAGACAUUACAAUCUUGGACGAUACAGUUCCUGCUGUUUUAUCUCUAUUUUUUUCUUUUCCCGAGUAUACUUGGAAAGAAUAAGUAUAUCCUGCAUCACAGCAUAAUUUAAAAACUUUAAUUCCAUAUCGAUGCCGUUUCAGUUUCAAAUAUUG
This is a messenger RNA of Vespa velutina, 4573 nucleotides long. Its product is annotated as histone-lysine N-methyltransferase SETMAR-like. The transcript has 2 exons. Bases 3312 to 3920 code for a protein of 202 amino acids. Gene Ontology annotation, molecular function: nucleic acid binding. The record is from RefSeq and is a predicted model, not a curated record. Lineage: Eukaryota; Metazoa; Arthropoda; Insecta; Hymenoptera; Vespidae.